AAGCAGGUGAUCACCAGGUAAGACCAUGGGGGCGUGGCUGGGUCGGGUGUCUCUGGGCGACGCCUGGUACAACAUGUACUCCCGCCUGCUGAGGACCAAACCGGUGGGCUCCAUGGCUCAUGGCUCAGAUGACCUCACCGAGCUGCCGGAGGGCCACCAUGCCGGCCUCGCCAAGGUCCUGACCACGGUGGACCUGGUGUCGCUUGGGGUGGGCAGCUGCGUUGGAACGGGGAUGUACGUGGUCGCAGGGCUGGUUGCCAAAGCGAUGGCGGGGCCGGGGGUCAUCCUGUCCUUCAUCAUUGCAGCCGUGGCAUCGAUACUGUCAGGUGUGUGCUACGCUGAGUUUGGUGUCCGGGUCCCGAAAACCACCGGGUCUGCGUACACCUACAGCUACGUAACCGUGGGCGAGUUUGUGGCGUUCUUCAUCGGGUGGAACCUGAUCCUGGAGUACCUGAUUGGCACAGCGGCAGGGGCGUCGGCUCUCAGCAACAUGUUCGACUCUCUGGCCAAUCACAGCAUCAGUAACUACAUGAUUACCCACCUUGGCACGCUCAGAGGGCUCGGUAAAGGUGAGGACACGUACCCAGACUUAUUAGCCCUCUUCAUUGCCCUGCUGGUCACAGUGAUCAUUGCUCUGGGUGUGAAGAACUCAGUGAAGUUCAAUAACAUUCUUAAUGUGGUCAACCUGGUGGUGUGGGUCUUCAUCAUCAUCGCCGGACUCUUCUUCCUGUCAGUCAGCAACUGGAAGGGAGGCCAGUUUCUGCCAUAUGGCUGGUCAGGGGUGAUGCAGGGUGCAGCAACGUGUUUUUACGCUUUUAUUGGAUUUGACAUCAUAGCGACAACAGGAGAGGAGGCCAAAAACCCAAACACCUCCAUCCCUUAUGCCAUCACUGUGUCUCUGGUCACCUGCCUUACCGCCUAUGUGUCAGUGAGCGUGAUCCUUACCCUCAUGGUUCCCUACAACCUGAUCGAUGGCUCCGCUCCUCUCAUGGAGAUGUUUGCUGUUCAUGGUUUCAUGUGGGGGAAGUACACCGUGGCUGUUGGCUCCAUAGCUGGACUCACCGUCUCCCUGCUGGGCUCCCUGUUCCCCAUGCCCAGGGUCAUCUAUGCUAUGGCUCGGGACGGACUGCUGUUCAGGUUCCUGACACACGUGUCGGCGCUCACACACACUCCUGCCGUGGCGUGUGUGGUGUCAGGAAGUUUGGCGGCCAUCCUGGCUCUCCUGGUGAGCCUCAGGGACCUGAUUGAGAUGAUGUCCAUUGGCACGCUCCUGGCCUACACUCUGGUCAGCGUGUGCGUCCUGUUACUGCGCUACCAGCCUGACCAACAGACCGACACACACCAGUUCCACUCAGAGGACCACGAGGACUACCUGAAGGACGGUGAGCCCACCAAAGACGACCACGAUCUGAUGGGAGGGGGCGAUCACGACGGGUCUUCCUAUCAUGGUGGAGGAACAGAAGGGGAGGCAGACGACUCAGAAUUCCACACAGKCCACGCCCCCCUGCUGAAAAGGCUUCUGGGAGGUCAUUACUACACCCUGAGAGUCCGACUUGGAAUGCCAGAUUCGUCAGCACGUCCCACCCCUGCUACCGGUCGUAUAGUGACCCAAUGCACCCUCUCCUUCUUCUUCAUGUCCUUCUUCCUGUGGUCCACCAUCAUAUUUGGAGUUGAGCAGGGCUCAGGGGUGGGCGCGGCGUUUUCAGGUCUGAUGGCCACAGUGAUAAUGGGAUCGUUGGCGAAGCUUUUGAUUCUGAUCUUACAGCAGCCUGAGAGCAAACAGAGACUACCCUUCAUGGCGCCGUGUGUGCCCUUUGUUCCUGCAGCGGCCAUAUUGGUCAACAGCUACCUCAUGCUGAAGCUGUCUUCUCUCACCUGGGCCAGGUUCACCAUAUGGUGCCUCAUAGGUCUGUUGAUCUACUGUUGUUACGGAGUUUGGCACAGCACGCUGGAGCUGAGCGCCCGUGAGGAGCAGGCCCAUGCCAGCUCCUACCGGCGCUACGACGACAACUUGGACGACACCUUCUCCCCCGACGACGACCUUUACCCCCAGGACCGGGACGACGGACCCUACCAGGGCUGGUCUGCGCCGGAGGAGAAGGGUUAUCGGCAUCAGAACCAGAAUGAGGACCGAGAAGAAGAGCAGGAGCAAAGUCGGUUCGAGGAGGAAGGAGACCAGUAUGGGUACCAGUCUGGAGCAGGAGUCCAGUAUCCAGAGGGAGGCAGCAGGUCCAAGGGAAGGACCAAUCUUGGGUUUGAUGAUGAAGAUGACUGAAAACUUUCCUCCAAAGAACUACGUCUAAAAUCAGGCGGAGUGGGUCAAACCUCUGGAUUUUGUAUAAAAUGACGCCAGAUUUAACAGAUGAUUUAGAGAAAAAGUGAACAUUUCCUGUUUUUCUGAUUGUGUAGUGAGUAUUCAGUGUUGAUGUGUGUACACGAGAAAACAUGUUUAUGAUUAAAUGUCAUCUAAAGAAUCCA
Molecule: messenger RNA, 2478 nt
Organism: Austrofundulus limnaeus
Lineage: Eukaryota; Metazoa; Chordata; Actinopteri; Cyprinodontiformes; Rivulidae
Product: probable cationic amino acid transporter
Exons: 7
Coding region: 26-2275 (749 amino acids)
Biological process (GO): amino acid transport; transmembrane transport
Cellular component (GO): plasma membrane
Molecular function (GO): amino acid transmembrane transporter activity
Source: RefSeq, a predicted model, not a curated record